GGCCUGACUCAAAUUUGUCGAUCAGUCACUGUCAGCGCGAAGAUAAACUCCGAUUUCUCCAAAAGAAGUGCGAAUAUAAUCACAUAGACUGUCUAGAAAGAAUAUUUUAUUACUACUGAUCAUAAUCACCGACGCUGGUUAGAAAUUGUGGAGGAUUAAUUGUUUUUUGCAGCAAUUGAAGAGGAGGGUGCGUCCUGACACUGCUUUCCAUGCAAAAAAUGCAUGGUGUGCUGUGCUGUGCAUUAUGUGGAUAAGUGCCAACUUUUGUUAGGCCAAUUGUGGCCUACUCAGAGCUUCUAGGAAAGAAUUUUGCCAGCUGGUGUGUUUUGCAGGCAUGGCCUCUAUUCUAAGAACGGUAAAGUCACGUUCAGAGGGAUUUAAAAUACCAUUUGGACGGUCGAAUCACAAGAAACUCGGUGAAGGUUGGGGUGAGAAUAAGGAGCCGAUCAAAGAGGGCGUGACGUUCUAUCUCAAGUACCUCGGGUCAACGCUAGUCGAGGAGCUCACUAAGGAAGGCGACAGCUAUGGAGAGGGAACAAGUUCGGGGGCCGUGAAGCGGGUCGUGUCGAUGGCCAAGUCACAGAACCGGAAACUGAAGAAGGUGGCGCUGGUGGUCAGCCCAAGUGGCAUCAAAAUGGUGGACCUGAUCACAAAGCGGUCCGAGAUGGACUUAACUAUCGAUAGGAUUCGAUUCUGCACAGCCGACAGCCUUCACGAGAAGGUGUUUGCCUUCAUUGCCAGGAACACGAUAAAUGAAACCAUGGAAUGCCAUGCGUAUCUUUGUGCCAAGAAAAAGAUGGCCCAAGCAGUCACUCUGACUGUGGCACAAGCCUUCAACCUUGCCUUUGAAAAAUACGAAGACUCCAAGUUGAAACAGUGGAAAGAUGGACAGAACAAAGAAAAGAAGAAGCAAAGCUUCUCCCUCGUGUCAUGUCGGACAGCUGAUAGUCCAUCGCAUCAUGUUUCAAUGAGUCCGUCACGUCAGACGAGUUUGCCGCAGACAAACGGCCAGCAUAACGGUCAGACUGCCGAUUUAUUAUCGAUGCCUGUUGGGUCGUCGCAUGGAGCAGAAGGUUUGAUAAAUAUCAACAGCCCGCGUGCCAGCAAUAAUCGUCCGAUCCCAGCCAUAGCGUCUCCCAGUGCCAGUAGUAGUAGUCACAGUAGUAGUCUUCAAAAUGGAAAUCGAACGGACAUGAGUUCAGCUCGUAAAAACUGGGUGAGUUUCGACGACGAGGGUGAUAGUUUUUCAAGUUCUGCGUGGGGUACUCGAGAUGACACGUACGUGUUUAGCACAGAUCUGAGAGAAAUAGACAUUGACGCAGACGUACACAUGUUCCUCGAUGGCAAGAAAAGUCGAGAGGAAUUCUCACGGCAAAAAUCUUUAGAAGAUCUGCUUAGUUUAUAGAAUGGUGAAAGAUGGAACAUUCGGGAUUUAGUCUCAGAUGGAGGAACAUUCGUGAUUCGGUAGAACAAGUACAAAUCUGCUUUAUUUAUUGCUCUGAAAUUGACGCUUGUGUCGCAGAAUCAUAGGACGUCACAAUCAAGUGUACUUUUCUGAUUUGUGGAAAAAAUUUGUUUCAUCCUCGCAUUGGUUCGAAAGGACUACCGUACCAAAGUGGUUGAUGGUGAAAAACUCAGCUGAACUAACCAGUGAACAUUGAAGCUGGAAGGAAUUCUUACAGCUGAGCUAGCUCUAAGACCUGUGAAAUUUUAAACUUUUUGGUAUCGCAUGGAGAAAAACAUUGCCAGAUUCUCUGCCAUUUAGCUUGUCACAAGUGAUAGACUUCUCUUACAAUUUUUCCAUGUCCGGAUCAUUGAAAGUGAUUUCUCAAUGUUUUUGGGAGCUCGGACCUAGAAACUGUUUUGUAUGGUGCAGGCAUUGUGAGUGUGAUCAUGAUAUGAAGACAUGCCCAGUUUAAGAUGAAUGCCUAUCAGAUUUCAAAACCACGAAGUGUUAUGUGAAGGUUCAAAAUAUAUUUAUAGAUGAGAGUGAAUUACUCUUGAGACGGGAUCUCUGUUAUGUAUUGGUACAGGAUGUAUCACAAAUAUCACAAUCACUUAUUCUUUUCUUGCCAUUAAAAUACUUCAGGGUGAAGGUGGUUAAAAAAUUCCUACAUGACGGAUGCGUCAAAAAGUAAAACCAACUUUUCAAUUUUCAGUUUACCUUUGUUUUGUCAUCUUUGUAACCCGCUUUAAGAUUGUCUGCAGAAUGUUGCCCACUGUUGUCGGCUUUGAGCUAUUCAUGUUAUUUGUUUAAAAGGGUCAUCCUAUUUUGCGUCCAGUGGCGACCAGUGGCGUCCAACGCGAAA
This is a messenger RNA of Lineus longissimus, 2309 nucleotides long. Its product is annotated as low density lipoprotein receptor adapter protein 1-B-like. The transcript has 8 exons. The coding region runs from base 335 to 1405 and encodes 356 amino acids. Lineage: Eukaryota; Metazoa; Nemertea; Pilidiophora; Heteronemertea; Lineidae. The record is from RefSeq and is a predicted model, not a curated record.